This is a messenger RNA of Acipenser ruthenus (sterlet), 9274 nucleotides long. Its product is annotated as spectrin beta chain, erythrocytic-like. Gene Ontology annotation, cellular component: cortical actin cytoskeleton; cell projection; spectrin. The record is from RefSeq and is a predicted model, not a curated record. Gene Ontology annotation, biological process: actin cytoskeleton organization. Bases 273 to 7316 code for a protein of 2347 amino acids. Gene Ontology annotation, molecular function: phospholipid binding; actin filament binding; structural constituent of cytoskeleton. The transcript has 36 exons. Lineage: Eukaryota; Metazoa; Chordata; Actinopteri; Acipenseriformes; Acipenseridae.
GUUCAGGAAUGCCUUUCCCGUGCGCAGCGUCUGCUUAGCCGUGUUUAUUUUUAUCACAGCUGUGGGUGGGACACGCAGCUUAGAAGGCUUAGCAGGGUGAGCUUGUUCUUCUUUGUCUCUGUAGUUUCUCAACUUUCUUUACCCGGGACCUGGUCCCAAUGUCAUAAAGGGCUGCAUAUAUAUAUAUAUAUAUAUAUAUAUAUAUAUAUAUAUAUAAACAAACAUUCGUCCACUGACAGAGGUCUGUUGUUUCCUAGCAAAGCGGCAGGACCAUGACCUCCAGCACAGACUUCGAUGAGUUGGAGGUUCAGCAGCAGUACAGCAAUGUGAACACUCGCUGGGAGUGCCUGGAUGAGGAUCUGGACAAUGACAACAGCUCCGCCAGGCUGUUCGAGAGAUCCAGGAUCAAGGCUCUUGCAGAUGAGCGUGAAGCGGUGCAGAAGAAGACCUUUACCAAAUGGGUGAACUCCAACCUCUGUCGAGUGAGCUGCCGGAUCUCAGACCUGUAUCUGGACCUGCGGGACGGGCGCAUGCUCAUCAAGCUGCUGGAGGUCCUCUCCGGAGAGCACCUGCCUAAGCCCACCAAAGGCAGGAUGCGUAUUCACUGUCUGGAGAACGUAGACAAGGCGUUGCAGUUCCUGAAGGAGCAGAGAGUGCACCUGGAGAACAUGGGAUCCCACGACAUCGUCGAUGGCAACCACAGACUCAUCCUCGGCCUCAUCUGGACCAUUAUCCUGCGCUUCCAGCUUCAGGACAUUGUUGUGGAGACACAAGACAACAGAGAGCCCCGCUGUGCUAAAGACGCCCUGCUCCUGUGGUGCCAGAUGAAGACAGCCGGCUACCCGAAUGUCAACAUUACCAACUUCACCACCAGCUGGAAGGAUGGCAUGGCGUUCAACGCUCUCAUCCAUAAACACAGAUCUGAUCUAGUAGACUUUGACAAGCUCAAGAAGUCCAACCCCACACACAACCUCCGGCAUGCCUUUGAUGUCGCAGAGCAGCAGCUGGGUGUAACCAAGCUCCUUGAUCCAGAGGAUGUAUUCACAGAGAAUCCAGAUGAGAAAUCAAUCAUUACCUACGUCGUGGCUUUCUACCACUAUUUCUCCAAGAUGAAGGCUCUGGCUGUCGAGGGAAAGAGAGUUGGAAAGGUGCUGGAUCAUGCCAUUGAAACAGAGAAAAUGAUCGAAAAAUAUGAAAGCCUGGCUUCGGAUCUGCUCACCUGGAUAGAGCAAACUAUCAUCACCCUCAACAGUCGCACGUUUGCCAAUUCUUUGACGGGAGUGCAACAGCAGCUGCAAGCAUUCAACUCCUACCGCACCACAGAGAAACCACCAAAGUUCCAGGAGAAAGGCAAUCUUGAAGUCAUGCUGUACACCAUACAGAGCCGCAUGAGAGCCAAUAACCAGAAAUUAUACACUCCCCAUGAGGGAGCACUGGUGUCUGACAUCAACAGGGGCUGGGAGAGGCUGGAGAAGGCGGAGCACGGCCGGGAGCUGGCUCUGCGUAAUGAGCUCAUCCGCCAGGAGAAGCUGGAGCAGCUGGCCCGGCGCUUCGACCGCAAGGCAGCCAUGCGCGAGACCUGGCUCAUCGAGAACCAGCGCCUGGUGGCACAGGAUAACUUUGGCUUAGACCUGCUGGCAGUGGAAGCAGCGAAGAAGAAGCACGAUGCCAUCGAGACGGACAUCGGCGCGUACCAGGAGCGCGUGCAGGCCCUGCUGGCCCUGUCCAGUGAGCUGGAGGCUGAGAACUACCACGACUCCAAACGCAUCAAUGCCAGGAAGGACAACAUCCUGCGACUGUGGGAGUACCUGCUGGAGCUGCUGAGCGCGCGCAGAGCCAGGCUGGAGAUGAACCUGGCCCUGCAAAAGACCUUCCAGGAGAUGCUGCACAUCAUCAUCUGGAUGGAUGACAUGAAGGAUCGCCUCCUUUCCCCUGACUUUGGGAAACACCUGUUAGAAGUGGAGGACCUCUUGCAGAAGCACUGCUUGGUGGAGGCGGAUAUCGCGGUGCAGGCUGAAAGAGUGAGAUCGGCCAAUACUGCAGCGCUCAGGUUUACAGAGGGAGAUGGCUACAAGCCGUGCGAUCCUCAGGUGAUCAAGGACCGAGUUCAGCACCUGGAUCUGUGUUACCAGGAGCUCUGUGCCUUGGCAGCUCAGCGCAAAGCUCGCCUCCAGCAGUCCCGAAGACUGUGGAACUUCUUCUGGGAAAUGGACGAAAUUGAGAGCUGGAUCAAAGAGAAGGAGCACAUCUUCUCCACGAUGGACUAUGGGAAAGAUCUGACCAGCGUAAUGAUCCUGCAGAGCAAGCACAGUGCGUUCGAGGACGAGCUUGGAGCCCGCCGAACACACCUGCAGCAGACAGCGAAGGAAGGGGAGAAGAUGGUCAAAGGGAAGCACUUCGGAUCCCCCAAGAUCAAGGAGAGAAGCGAGGACAUCCUGCGGCAGUGGGAGCAACUGGAAGACCUGGCCGCCUUCCGCAAACAAAACCUCCGGGACGCACAGAACUUCUUCCAGUUCCAGGGGGACGCGGACGACUUAAAAGCCUGGCUGCAGGACACCUACCGCAUCAUGUCCAGCGACGACGUGGGCCAUGACGAGUACUCAACCCAACUGCUGGCCAAGAAGCACCGAGACCUCCAGAACGAGGCCAUAAAGUACAGGGGGACAAUGGAGGCACUGAUCAGACAAGUGGACAGCCUGCCGGACGAGCUGAGGAGCACACCGGAUAUCCAGCGUCGGCUGAAGGACAUAAAGGAGCUGUAUGUCGACUUGCUGUCUCUGGCUGAUCAGCGCAGGCAGAAGCUCCAGGACACCCUGGCGCUCUACACCAUCUUCAGCGAGACAGACGCCUGCGAGCUGUGGAUGAACCAGAAGAAGACGUGGCUGGUGGGACUGGAGACUCCUGAGAAGCUGGAGGAGCUGGAGAUUGUACAGAACAGGUUGGAAAUCCUGGGCCAGGAAAUGAACAAUGUGGAAACUCGAGUUGCUGAUGUGAAUCAAGCAGCCAAGCAGCUGGAAGACAGCAGGCACCCCAGCGUGAGAGAAGUGAAGGAGUGUCAGACCCGGCUCAACAGGAGGUGGGACGAGUUCAAAAGGCUGGUGGACGAGAAGAAAAAGAACGUGGACUCUGCCCUCAGCCUGCACAACUACGGCCUGGAGUGUGACGAAACCAAGACUUGGAUCCUGGAGAAGAACCACGUCGUGGAGUCCACUCAGGACCUGGGCAACGACCUGGCCGCCGUCAUCGCCAUCCAGAGGAAGCUGUACGGGAUCGAGAGGGACCUGGCCGCCAUCCAGGCAAAGCUCAAGUUCCUGGAGGCCGAGGCAGACCGUCUGGCAGCUGAACACCCGGAGAACGCCAAGGACAUCCUGGGCAGGCAGCAGGAGCUCCACAGAGUCUGGGACGACCUGAAACUCACUCUGAGGGACCGGGAGGACUCCCUGGGAGAGGUCAGCAAGCUGCAGACCUUCCUGCAAGAUCUAGAUGACUUCCAGGCCUGGCUCUUCAAAACGCAGAAGGCCAUCGCAUCCGAGGAGAUCCCCAACUCGCUGCCCGAAGCAGAGCAGCUGCUUAGCCUCCACAACACCAUCAAAGACGACGUUGACCAUCACCAGGAUAACUACCACAAGGUGAAAGACACGGGCGCCGGGGUGACCCAGGGUGAGACAGACCCCCAGUACCAGCAGCUCGAGCAGCGCCUUAGAGGCCUUGACACCGGCUGGGACGAGCUGCACAAGAUGUGGGACAGCAGGAAGAACUUCCUGGAGCAAGGCCUCGGGUUCCAGCAGUUCAUGAAGGACGCCAAGCAAGCAGAGUCCAUCCUCAACAACCAGGAGUACAUCCUGGCUCAUACUGAGCAGCCGGACACACUGCAGGGGGCGCAAGCUGCCCUGAGAAAACAUGAGGACUUCAUGAACACCAUGGACGCCAACGAAGACAAGAUAGUAGCCACCAUCGACGGCGGGCAGCAGCUAGUGGACAGCAGGAACAUUUACUCUGGAAAAGUCAAAGACAAGAUGAGCAGCAUCGACGACAGGUACAACACAAACCUGAGGAAAGCUAAGGAGGUGACCGCCAAACUGAAAGACAACAGCGACCUGCAGCAUUUCCUGCAAAACACCCAGGAUCUUACUUUCUGGAUCAAUGAAAAGAUGUUGACAGCACAGGACACCUCGUAUGAUGAAGCCCGCAAUCUCCACAGCAAAUGGCAGAAGCACAAAGCCUUCAUGGCAGAACUGGCCUCCAAUAAAGACUGGCUGGACAAGAUUGACCAGGAAGGAGAGCAGCAGAUUCUGGCAAAGCCGGAGCUCACACCCCUCGUCUCGAAGAGGCUGGAUGAGGUGCACCGGCUCUGGGACGAGCUGGAGUCCACCACACAGGACAAAGCACAGAGGCUGUUCGACGCCAACCGCUCGGAGCUGCUGGAGCAGAGCUACUCAGACCUGGACAGGUGCCUGAAGGACCUGUCACAGCAGCUGCAGUCUGAGGACUAUGGGAAGGAUCUGACCAGUGCCAACAUACUGCUGAAGAAGCAUCAGGUGACGGAGAAGCAGGUGGAGGAGAGGCAGAGGGAGCUGGUAGAGCUGCUGUCCCAGGACCCUCUGAAGGACGGGUCGCAGACGGGCGAGUAUGCCCAGGUCGUGGAGAAAAAGUUCCAGAACCUGCUGGCCCCCCUCCGACAGAGACGAGAGAAGCUGCAGGCCUCCAGGGCAGUGCACCAGUUCUACCGCGACCUGGCCGAUGAAAUUCUGUGGGUGGAAGAGCGGCUGCCGCUCGCCACGUCGACUGACCACGGGAACAACAUGCAGGCCGUGCAGUUACUGAUGAAGAAGAAUCAGACUCUGCAGAAGGAGAUUCAGGGCCACCAGCCCCGCGUUGCCGAAGUCCUGGAGAGAGGCGAUGGCAUCAUUGCUGCAGGGACCCCCGAUUCGGAUGGGAUCCGGGAGCAGAUGGGGGAGCUGCAGGAGAUCUGGAAGAGGCUGCAGGACGAGACCGCCAAGAGACGGGAGCGGCUGAGGGGAGUGAACGAAGCACAGCAGUAUUACAUGGACGCUGCUGAAGCAGAGGCCUGGAUAGGAGAGCAGGAGCUGUACAUGAUCGCUGACGAAAAGCCAAAGGAUGAGCAGAGUGCCAUGGUGAUGCUGAAGAGGCACCUGACUCUCCAGCAGGCAGUGUGUAACUAUGCAGACUCCAUCAAGCAGCUGGCUGACAGAGCUCAGAAACUACUGGCCCAGGACCAUCCUGAGGGGGAGCAGAUUCUCCGACGGCAGGGGCAGGUAGAUAAGCAGUACACCAGCCUGAAGGACCUGGCGGAGGAGCGCAGAACGAAGCUGCAGGACACAUACUGCCUGUUCCAGCUGAGCCGGGAGGUGGAGGACCUGGAGAACUGGAUCAGAGAGAGAGAGAAGGUGGCCUCAUGUCAGGAAAUGGGGCAGGACAUCAACCAGGUCACGACGAUGCGAGACAAGUUCCGUGACUUUGCCCGGGACACGGGGAGCAUUGGGCAGGAGCGGAUGGACAAUGUGAACCACAUGAUAGAUGGCCUGAUCGACAGGGAGCACAGCGAGGCAGCCACCAUGGCAGAGUGGAAGGACAACCUGAACGAGAGCUGGGGGGACCUGCUGGAGCUCAUCGACACGCGCUCCCAGCUGCUCACCACCUCCUACGACCUCCACAAGUACUUCUACGAUGGCAAGGAGCUGCUGGCCUUGCUCCAGGAGAAGCACACGCAGCUCCCUGCAGACGUGGGCGGAGACGUCAGCACGGCCGAGUCCUUCCACAGGAUGCACGCAGCCUUCGAGCGAGACAUCCACACGCUCGGGAAACAGGUCCAGCAGUUCCAGGACAGUGCAGCCCGUCUGCACGCUCAGUACGUCGGGGACCAGGCUGACGCCAUCCAGCACACAGAGCACGAGGUGGUGGAGGCGUGGAAGGCACUGCUGGAUGCCUGCGAUGGGCGUCGGACGAGGCUUGAGGACACGGCCGACAAGUUCCGCUUCUUCAGCAUGGUGCGGGACCUCAUGUCCUGGAUGGAGAGCAUCAUCAGGCAGAUUGAAACUCAGGAGAAGCCAAGGGAUGUCUCUUCGGUGGAGUUACUAAUGAAAUAUCACCAGGGCAUUAAAGCUGAGAUGGACGCGAGGAACAGGAGCUUCAGUACGUGUGUGGACCUGGGCAUGGCGCUGUUAGCACACAAACACCAGGCUUCACAGGAGAUUAAAGAAAAACUAAUCCAGCUGACGGAGAAAAAGAAGGAGAUGCUGGUGAAAUGGGAUGACAGAUGGGACUGGCUGCGUCUGUUGCUGGAGGUCUGUCAGUUCUCCAGGGAUGCCUCAGUGGCUGAGGCCUGGCUGAUCGCACAGGAGCCCUACGUUGCCAGUCGAGAUUAUGGCCAAACUGUGGCGGAAGUGGAGAAAUUACUGAAAAGACACGAAGCGUUCGAAAAGUCAACGGCAACCUGGGAGGAAAGAUUAGCGGCACUGGAGAGGCUGACAACACUGGAGUUGCUGGAGGUUCGUAAACAGCAGCAGGCAGUCCAGCAGAUGAUGAGGGAUCAGGCUGAGGAGCAGCGAGGAGUGAGGCGGGACGACUCGAGGGAUAUCACUGGAGACUCAUCCCACUUCCACACCGCAGAAGAACAAACUCUGGUGUCGGGGGUUGAAGAGAAGCCCGAUCUAUUAAAUGGCACAGAGUUUUCGGAAGACACCUCUUUUGAAAGAACGGAUAAGUCGGAGCUGGACGAGAGCUCGGGACAGAGACCUUCCCAGGCCCUGCUGCUGCCUGCCCUGACUGAGACUGAGAGAGCAGCGACACUCCCCACCCCGACCCAGCGACACCAGGCCGUGCAGCUAGAGGGAGCCCUGGUGCGCAAGCAUGAUCUCGAGGGGCCCGACAAGAGAGCCUCCAACAGGUCUUGGAACAACAUCUACUGUGUGUUGAAACCUGAGGAACUUUCCUGCUAUAAAGAUGCUAAGAAUUUAAGCUACGGCAUCACCUACCACGGUGAAGACCCUCUCUCACUCAAAAAUGCAGCGUGUGAAAUCCUAACCAACUACAAGAAGAAGAAGCAUGUCUUCAGACUGCGACUUCACGAUGGCAGUGAGUACCUCUUCCAGGCCAAAGACGAGGAGGAGUUACAGAGCUGGGUGCAGGCUGUACAGAAUGCGAUUCCACAGCAGGGGGAGUCCCAGGGUCCCAGCACAGAGGGAAGGGCACACAGCCUGCCCACCCAGCCCUCCACCUCAGCCAGCAGAGACAGCAGCGGAGGCAAAAAGGACAAAGAGAAGAGAUUCAGCAACCCCUUCGCAAAGAAGAAAUAGAGAGAGAGAACCAGACACCACAGCUUCUGGUGGCUUUUUGAAAACACCAAAAAGGACAUUUAUAACAGAAGGUGCACAUAAUAAAAUAUGAAGAGCUUUUUUAUUUUGUAUUUGAAAAGGUUUGUCAGAUGAACAACAUAUCUUUUAUUAUUAAGGUUUAUGAUUUAAAAUGGAGAUAGUAGACAUGCAGUACGAACACUGGACACCUUGCAGUGCACUUGUUGCUGUUUGAAGGUUAAUGUGUGGAGGUUCAGUUCACAAAAAAGCAACAACCAAAGAUUGUUUAUUAGAAGAGUUUUUUAUUAUUAUUAAAAGUGACUGCAUGUGUUAUAGCUCUAAGCAAAGAUUGGUUACGUACAGUAUUUUUCUUUUUUUAAUUAUAUUACUAAUUUUGCCUUAUUCAUUUUAAAGAGAAAUAAAUGGUUGUAACAGCAAUACUGUACAAUAAGCACAGAAAUCGAAACCAGAAGUCUAUGCAGUUUUGGCAUGUCGUGGCUAAUAUUGUAAAUGUUGGUCUUGGCCUCACUGAGAUGCAAUUUUCUUGCAAAGUGUUUCCAUUCAGAUGCAGCUUGGUUUGUUUUCAAGGAGUUGUACAGUGCUGUGUAGAGCAGGGGUCUCCCAUGCUGAUCCUGAGGGCCGCUGUCCCUCCUGGUUUUUGUUCCAGCUCUACCCUAAAUGACUUAAUUUGGAGCAAUUAAGUGCUUAUUAGAAGCUUAAUUGGUCUAAGUAAUUAAUUUAGGGUACAGUUGGAACAGAACCCAGGAGGGACAGCGGCCCUCCAGAACCAGGAUUGGAUACCCCUGGUGUAGAAUAUUAAAGGGGUUUGGGAAAACAUGCCUAUGGAUAUUCUUGGUUAGGCAGUCAUUGUAAAGAAUUUCCAAAAUCACCCUCUAAUGUAACGUUUAUUUUCUGGAUGUUUUUGAAGGGGCAUUUCUGGAUUUUAUUUUUACAACACAGCAUUUCAGAUAGAACAAGAACAUUGUUUUGCAGGUUACAAUUUAUUCCUCAAAUUAAGCAAUAUUAUGUUAGCAUUUUCAUUCUAAUAUGUUAACCACAAAAGAAUAACAGCACUCAUAAUUAAACAAAACUACUAGAGUACAUUGUAUUUCAAAGAACACAAAAAUGGUGCUAGCUAUUGAAUUGCAUGGAGUAGUUUUAGAAGCAGUAGUUUCACAAGGGGCACAAUUACUCCGGCUGUAGUCUGUGACUGAAUGCAACUUCUAUAUGUAAAGACUGAGCUAUACAGAAUAAGAGAGAAUGAGGAGGUAGAGAAGGUGUAUGCAAAGAGGGAAGCACAAGUAUCGGACCAUGAACAAUACAUGGCAGGAACUCUGAAGAUUGGAGUUGUGUUGCAAUGCAGUACCCCGGAUCUGGAAGAGAUAUGAAUACAGAAAUCACACAAAUAAAGACGUUGUUCCCAAGUCCUGGAUUUUGAAAACUGGACAAAUACAAUAUAUAGGUACUUACAGGAGAGACAUUUUUAUUAUAGAGGUAUAUCACUAUAUUUAUAUUAUAUUAUUAAAUACAUAUUUGACUCAUGAUUAAAAACAACAAUGUUUUGUUUUUAAUAUAACUUGAUGAACCACAUAGAAAUUCAAACCAGGGAUUCAGAGCCAGGGGGACUGUACCUUAAUGGUGUACAUCAGAAUGCCACUGUUUCUUGUUUGUAAAGUACCACGCCUGCCUUAGUGUUGCUGGCACUGUUCUACUCAGCAGGUUGCCUUUGGCGUCUAAUCUUUGUUUUGUGAUGUAUCCCCGUUUCUUUAGCAUUGUUUACAAGUGUUGUUACAUGCGUACCUGUGUUUGAUUUGUUACAGCAUUUUUUUCUUUUUGCAGUUUUCUCUCAAAUAUAAAGCUACAAAUACUUGUUUUGCCAUUCAUCCUCUUUUUUCCCCCCUUUUAUGUAUUUUUUGUUGUUGCUAACAUUUAAAACCUAAUAAAAGCAACUGUUUGGAGAA